AUGAAUUUUAUAACUUCACCAUCAACAACAACAACAACAACAACAACAACAACAACAACAACAACAACAGGAAAAAGAAGAAGAAGUAAAACAACUACAACAACUAGUGACACUAUUGAUAAUACAAAGGAUACAUUAUUCCAGUUCGACACUCAUUUCUCAUUAUUCAAUCAGAACAAUCAUUUAUUAUCACCUACUUCUACAACCACUACAACUUCAUCGCCAUUCUUUGAUUUAAAUUAUCAUAUUCAUUCUUUUAAUAAUCAUCAAUUACAUCUACAAAAUCAAUCUACUUUCAUGGGUGAUUCUCCAGAUUCACCAAGAGACAUAUUCCCUAACGUAUUCUCGUCUUCAAUACCCCAAUCUGAAGAACAGAAUAGCAAAGAGCAACAGCAAUAUCAUUAUGAUAUUUUAUCGCACGGCAAUAUCAGCAAUCAAUAUACCACCGCCACCACUAAUAGUAAUAUGAUUUCAAACCCAUCUACUUCUAGUCUGUCAUACAAUAACCCCUUGACAGAACAAGACGUUUCAUUUACUCCUGUUGAAAGAUCAAAUUUAUCAACAACUAAAUCAAAGAAAUUAUCAAAUAUUAAUAUGCCAAUUACUAGCACCACCACCAACAACAACAACAACACAAAUAAUAAUACGAAUGUUAUUUUGGGAAAGAAAUUGAAAAGAAGAAAACAUAAGAAUUCAAAGUUGGGCUGUGCCACUUGUAAAGACAGAAGAGUGAAAUGCUCAGAAGAUUUACCUAGUUGUACUAAUUGUAUUAAACAUAAAGUUAAAUGUCCUUAUUUAGAUUAUACUGAAGCGCAAUUGAAUGAGUUGAGACAAGCACAAUACUUACAACAACAACCAAGUGACUCUGAAGAUGAAAUCCAACAACCUCCAUUACAACAAUCUCAAUCUGUCCCACUACUAUCCCAAAAGAAAGUUUUAAAACCAAAAGUUAAACGUUCAAAACUGACUUCGUCUAAAGUGAAAACAUCACCACCUUCUUUAGCACCUACUAAUAUUUUAAAUGUUACCAAACAUCAAUCAAUCACACAAAAUUUUGAUAACUUGUUAAGUCAAAGAAAUGAAGAUAAUGUAUCUAUUGUUUAUCCAGUUUAUUCUUAUAAUCAAAAGGAAAUUUCCACUACUCCAUCAUUUUCCAAUUCCACUAGCAAUGAGAACCCUACAUUCCAAAAUGCAUUCAAUGGAGCGUUAAAUAUUCCAACCACUUUUAAAUACAAGAUCAGGAAAAAGGUGGAUUGUUCAAUUGAACUUAAAAGAUCAUUGAAAGCUAUUGCUCCCUCAAUUCAUAAAGGUACUUCUGGAUUACCGGAAAUUAGAAAUUUGUAUUCCUCAUGGUUGAACUCGUUUAUAUUCAAAGCUUAUUCUUCAGAAUUAAUGUUUUAUUGUUUGUUGAAUUUGACUACCAAUUUCUUGAUCUCAAACUGUUUUAGACAUGUUACUAAAUCGGGCCAAUUGACCCCAAAUUAUUCGUUAGCCCAUAUUAGACUGGAAUGUACACAACAUUCAUUACGUUAUUACGCAUUGGUUAUUAAAGAUUUGAGAAACGUUUUAAAUGAUAAUAGCGAUCCAGAUUUGUGUGGCAGUGUCAGUUAUAUCUUGAGUUUGAUGUCCAUUUAUGAUCCUGAAGCUACAUUGAAUUCGUCAAUUUGUUUCAGAGACGGAUUGUUUAGUAUAUUUAAUCAUAAUUUUAAAACCAUGAAGAAAAAAGCAGUGCCGUUAGUGGAUACGUCCACCAAUGAUCCGCAAUCUAUUCCCUUGUUACCAGCUCACCAAAAAUUAAUGACAAAUAUUGCCAUGUCUGUUUUUCUACCGGGAUAUGAUCCAAGUUUUUUAAAUGAGUAUCAGCAAUUGUUGAUUAGAUUUGGUGAUUUAAUAUUCCCAUUAUUGCGACAUUUCAAAUCUACCUUCCCGAAUAAUUCUACAACAAAAACAGCAAAUUCUUCUUCGUCUUCUACAUCGAUGUCGUCAUCAUCAUCUCCAAAUUUUAGGCAACCACCCAAUUUUGAUUUCUUGGAAAUUCACUAUCAAGAUUUGCUUAAUUUCACAAAUAAUUUACCUUUUUUCAUUCCUCAAAUAACAAAUAAUUUGUCUGAUUUGGAUAAACAGAAAGAUUUGUUAUUUCAGAUGUUGUUUACAUGGGUAAGAAUGUUUCCAAGUAAAUUAAUCAGUUGUAAUAAAUCAGAUCCACCAUUAAUUAAAAUGUUACAUUUAUUUUUUAAAUUGAUGAAGAAGAGUUUAUUUGCAAUUUUUCCUCAAGUCAAGUAUUUCUUUUUGAGAGAUUUUGAUAGUCCAUUAAUGUUGGAUGUGUUUGCCACUGAUAUCAAUGGGAUAUUUGAAGAAUUGGAUGAUCUCGAACCUGAUUCAACUAGUGAUGACGAUAUAAAUUAUGACAAUAGAUUGCCACCUGAAUUGUAUGUCCCAUUAAUCAAUGAAUUAAAGUCAAUGAGUAGUUAUUUGAUUAGAGGCAUAAAUUUUUUUGAAAGACGAUUGAGCAAAUUAUAUCGAUUAUUGGUUACUCAUUCGGAAUCUUUAAAUUUUAAUGAUAAUAGUAUUACUGAUAUAAAUGAAUGUCGCCAAAAAUUUCAGCAAUUGGUGGGAUUAAAAGAGGUGUAUAUAACUUCUUUUAUACAUCAAACUAUCAAAUAUGAGAACUAUCCAAGAGUCAAUGGUGAUCCUCACUACCAAGAUGAUGAAGAGCAAUCUAAAACAAUUGAUGAUGAAAAGAGAUCUACCAGUAAUGGUAUUAUUGGAGAUGAAAAUGUUGAUUUUAUGACAUUACAAUUAAAUGGACUAUUAAUUAAUGACUUUGAUCCAAGAAGCGGUGUGUGA
Messenger RNA from Candida tropicalis MYA-3404, 2847 nucleotides. RefSeq names its product Ecm22p (gene ECM22). Lineage: Eukaryota; Fungi; Ascomycota; Pichiomycetes; Serinales; Debaryomycetaceae. Gene Ontology annotation, biological process: regulation of transcription by RNA polymerase II. Bases 1 to 2847 code for a protein of 948 amino acids. The transcript has a single exon. The record is from RefSeq and is a predicted model, not a curated record. Gene Ontology annotation, molecular function: zinc ion binding; DNA-binding transcription factor activity, RNA polymerase II-specific.